CAAGCAGAAGGAAUUGUCAACGGUCAGCCCUCCCAGUGCGCAACGGAACGUGGCACGGUCUGCAGGUGUCGGUCACACAUCCUCACCAUCGUAUCAAACCAAGCAGGAUGAUCCCUGAUACAGGGUUACUACUGGCGUUGGGUGUACUGCUGGUUGUGGUAAUUCCACCAUCGGUAGCCAAACCGCGGGAGUUUAACUCGUCCGAUCUGGAAACUUUGGACAGUCCGGCGUUUUUGGCCGACAUACGCCAACAGUGCCGCAAUGCCACCGGCAACGAUCAGUCGUACCAGGAGCUCCAGGGCUACAUCUCCACGGUGCUGCCGCAGUGUUUUAUGCAGCACGUCAACAUGGAACAGCUGAAAACGGACACCGUCAACCUGGAGGACAAGGAAAAGAGACAAGUUUUCCAGAGAAUCUGUGCACAGAUUAACGAGUCGCUCGUGUGCCUAACGCCGGUGAUGGAAAAGCUUAAGCCCUGCCUGGACGGAGAGGAUGUGAAGAUCAUGGAACAGGUGGUCGCCACCAUCCCGGAGGCGUUGGGUAUGGCGUGCACGAACAGUGGUGCCCUGCUGCAGAACUUCACUCAGCCCGCGUAUCGGUCCUGUGCGAUGGAGCUGCCACCGAUGAUCGAGGAGUGCACCGGCGACCUGCCCGAGAGUAUGAAGCACGUUCCUUUCUCACAGUACUCCGACGAUCAGUGCGACGAAAUCUAUGGCAUGCGGGACUGUUUCAGCAAAAGAAUCAACGACUGUGGCGCUACCGGGUACAUGGACUUCUUCAUACUGUUCUACCGCAAACUGCUGGCUCUGACACCCUGCAAGUAGCAAGAUGCAAGUCUAGCAGCGACCUUACCCCAAUAAAGAGCAUCUACGUGGAUGUG
Anopheles bellator is the source of this 880-nucleotide messenger RNA. RefSeq lists its product as uncharacterized. The record is from RefSeq and is a predicted model, not a curated record. NCBI's taxonomy places the organism in Eukaryota, Metazoa, Arthropoda, Insecta, Diptera, Culicidae. The coding region runs from base 108 to 824 and encodes 238 amino acids. The transcript has 4 exons.